AGGGACUGUGAGGAGCGGAGCGCCAUCUGUCAGUAGGUUCUGACGGAACCAGGAGGCGCGUCGCUCUUUACGCGCAGCAGGAGCUCAGAUCCUGACCCGGUUCGGAUCAGACUGUGGUCUCUGUGUGGAUCCUGACUCAGCGGGUCUCACUUUGAUCGGGUUUUUGUCAGGAUUAAAGCUCGUGAAGCCGCCUCACCGCUGGAUUCUUUCGCGCGUAAAAGUCUGUCCGCCGCGCGUCGAGCCGAGCAGACAUGGAGAACCUGACUGCUCCUCCGGACCGGAACCAGACUUUAGGACUCUGGACGGACUACAGCCUGCAGUACAAAGUGAUCAGCAGUUUGCUGCUGCUGCUGAUCUGCGCCGCGGGGAUCGUCGGGAACGUGAUGGUGAUCCUGGUGGUCCUCACCACCAGACACAUGAGGACCCCCACCAACUGCUACCUGGUCAGCCUGGCCGCGGCGGACCUCAUGGUCCUGACGGCCGCGGGCCUUCCCGCCAUCACGGACAGCAUCUUCGUCACGUGGGUGUUCGGCCGCGCGGGCUGCCUGAGCAUCACCUACCUGCAGUACCUGGGCAUCAACGCGUCCUCGUGCUCCAUCUCCGCCUUCACCAUCGAGAGGUACAUCGCCAUCUGCCACCCCAUCAAGGCCCAGUCCCUCUGCACCCUGUCCCGGGCCAAGAGGAUCAUCCUGUUCGUCUGGACCUUCACCUCGGUCUACUGCGUCCUGUGGCUCUACCUGUCCGACCUGCAGCAGCUGGUCUACGACAACGUCACGGUCCUGAGCUGCGGGUACCGCGUGUCCCGGAAGUUCUACCUGCCCGUCUACUUCUUCGACUUCGGGGUGUUCUUCGUGGUUCCGCUGCUGCUGUCCGCGGUUCUGUACGGGCUCAUCGCCAGGAUCCUGAUCCUCAACCCGCUGCCCUCCGACCCAAAGGACGGGAGGAAGAACGGAACCGCCAGCUGCAAGAACUCCCGCCACUGCAGCUCCACGGCCACGUCACGCAGACAGGUCACCAAGAUGCUGGCGGUGGUGGUGGUCCUGUUCGCGGUCCUCUGGAUGCCGUACCGGACCCUGGUGGUGGUGAACUCCUUCCUGGACCGGCCCUACCUGGACACCUGGUUCCUGCUGUUCUGCAGGACCUGCAUCUACCUGAACAGCGCCGUCAACCCGCUCAUCUACAACGCCAUGUCGCAGAAGUUCCGCGCCGCCUUCAGGAAGAUCUGCGGCUGCCGGGGGAGGGGGUCCGACAAGCCCGCCGCCUGCAGCGUGGCGCUGACCUACAGCGCCGUGAAGGACACGUCCCUGGUGGACACGUCCCUGGUGGACACGUCCCUGGUGGACACGUCCCUGGUGGACAGCACGGACCACUUCACCACCGAGCUGGAGGAGCUGACGGUCACAGACGAGCUGCUGUCCGAUCACAAGAUGUUUCCGGACCCCUGCAGCUUCAAGAAGGUGAACUUCAGUCAUGCCUGAUGGGUCCCAGGGUCUCUAAUGGACCUGCUGAGGACAGGUCUCAGGGUCUCUAAUGGACCUGCUGAGGACAGGUCUCAGGGUCUCUGAUGGACCUGCUGAAGACGGGUCGUGUUCCUGAGAACCAGACCUUUUUUAUCCUGCAGCUAGAGACAGAAACAGAUCCGGACCACCCGUCCAUCCAGGACCGGUUCUGAAACACAACACGUCCAGGUCCACACAUGAACAACUCCCUGAGAGCGGCCCGGUUUGAGUCAACAGAACCUGGACAGAACCACAUUCAGGUGUUGGGUUCUAAUAAAAGGUUCUGAUGGGUCCAUUUCCCACAAAACAACUGAUGCUUUUAGCCCCGCCCCCUGGACUGCUUAAUGAAAGUUUGUUUUAUUUAUUAUUUAUGAAAAGUUCUGAAUUAUUAAA
Messenger RNA from Austrofundulus limnaeus, 1892 nucleotides. RefSeq names its product thyrotropin-releasing hormone receptor b (gene trhrb). The transcript is spliced from 2 exons. Gene Ontology annotation, biological process: phospholipase C-activating G protein-coupled receptor signaling pathway. Bases 252 to 1478 code for a protein of 408 amino acids. Gene Ontology annotation, cellular component: membrane. Gene Ontology annotation, molecular function: thyrotropin-releasing hormone receptor activity. NCBI's taxonomy places the organism in Eukaryota, Metazoa, Chordata, Actinopteri, Cyprinodontiformes, Rivulidae. The record is from RefSeq and is a predicted model, not a curated record.